UCCACUGCCAUCAUGAACCCAAAGCUCCUCUUCUUUUGCCUCUUCCUAGCAGUGCUCCUCAUACCAGCAGAACUGAAACAUGAAAAGCACAAGAACCGUCAUGAGCAUGGGCAUCCUGAACAUCCUAAACAUAAAAAAAUAGGAAGAUUUAAGGACAUAAUUGAAGACGCCUUCUUUGAGAUCAUAGACAGAGUUGGUGAUAGUGAUGAUGACGAUGACGAUGACCAAAGUAAUUCAGACUGGCUUUUUGAACUUCAAGAGCCAGAAGGCCAAUGCAAUCCAAACCCUUGCCAGAACAAUGGAGUGUGUGAGCAGAAAGGCAAGAGAAGAUUCAAAUGUGAUUGUCCCAGGCCUUACAAGGGAAAGAGAUGCGAGAGAGGUCCUAAAAUUUGUCGAAAGGGUACAUGCGGGCGUGGUGAAUGCGUGCUGACCUUAACUCACCCGUUCUAUCAGUGCAAAUGCAAGUUGCCCUUCCAGCCUCCACACUGCACAAGUUUUUCACUGUGUGAGCCUAAUCCAUGUAGGAAUGGAGGAAUAUGCAUCAAGGAUGGUAAUGACUUUCUCUGCCGGUGCCCUCAAGGGUACAGAGGACAUUUUUGCCAUGUUGCCCCAGGUGACUGCUAUGUGGAUGAUGGAGAGUCAUAUAGGGGCAAUGUCACUGAGACAGAUGACGGCUAUGAAUGCCUGUACUGGAACUCUCACCUCGUCCUGGAGAAAGGAGCUGAUCGCAAGUCCUUUGAGAACAAAGAUGGACUUGGGCCUCACAACUUCUGCAGAAACCCAGACGGAGAAAGGAUGCCCUGGUGUUUCUUCAGACGAGGCCACAGGUUGCUGUGGGACUACUGUGAUGUCACAAAGUGUCCUAAACCAACAGGUAUUGCGCCAACAGAAGUUGUCCCUACAAACCCUGAUCCCACUUCUCUCCAGCCCGAACCUACGAAACCUGAACCUACGAAACCUGAAUCUACAGCAACCACAAGGCCAGCAACUUCCACUCUCCCAACGACUGAGAAUCCCACCCAGGUUCCACAACCUUCUUUUGCACCUACUGAUGUUCCUUUCAUCCCCGAUGCCACCACUUCACCGCUACAGUUCACCAUGUGUGGGAUGCCACAGCCGAAAAAGCCCAUUACCCGAAUCUUUGGGGGUCUGAAGGUCGCUCCUGGGGCUUUACCCUGGCAGGUUUCCUUGCAAGUAAGACCAAAGAACUCCAACCAGGCAUUCAGACACACGUGUGGAGGAGUUCUCAUCGCAAGCUGCUGGGUACUGACAGCUGGACACUGCAUUGAUCAAAAGAAGGACAUGAAGGUGGUUAUGGGGAGUCUGUCACUGAAUACGGACGAGUCAGCAAGGCAAACAAUAAAAGUGGAAGAGGCUAUUCUACAUGAGAACUACAGGGAGACUACUAAAGCGGUUUACAAUGAUAUAGCCUUGUUGAGGUUGAACGGCACUGGUGGAGUUUGUGCCAAUGAGACCCAGUUUGUGAAGACAGCCUGUCUGCCUGAUGCCCAACUGCCUGAUGGGAUGGAGUGUACCAUUUCCGGAUGGGGUGCCACUGAGCAAUCUGACUAUGGCUCCAACAACCUGUUGGAAGCUAAUGUACUGCUAAUCAACCAACAAAAGUGCUCUGAACCCGCUAUUUAUGGCAGAGUCCUGGAUAAUACUAUGUUCUGUGCUGGCCACCUGCAGGGAGGGGUGGAUUCCUGCCAGGGUGACUCUGGAGGACCACUGACUUGUAACCCGAACAAUACCCAUGUAAUUUAUGGUCUGGUGAGUUGGGGAGACCAAUGUGGAAGGAAGAACAAGCCUGGGGUCUACACAAGGGUCACUCACUUCCUGGACUGGAUCAAGUCAAAGACUCAAGCAGCAUCUCCAUAAUCAUUUCUGUUACUCAGCAACAUGCCAACCAGUGUAGCUAAGGACUUGGUUAUUAUGCAAGUCUUUUGCAAGCCUAUCAUGAUUUAGCUUUUACAUUUUGUGCAGUUUUAUCUGGUAUAUCCGUUUUCAUGUCUACAACAUUGUUUUAAAUUCAAAUGCUACUUAAAACUGACGAAGCAUUUUGAUCAAAUUGUGCUGUCAGAAGCUUCCAAAACCAUAUAUUAAAAAUGACACACAUAAGCAGUCACACAUAAAGUGUGACUGCUCAGCCCUGUUGUCUUAUUAAAGAAGCAUUUCUCAG
Molecule: messenger RNA, 2179 nt
Organism: Micropterus dolomieu (smallmouth bass)
Lineage: Eukaryota; Metazoa; Chordata; Actinopteri; Centrarchiformes; Centrarchidae
Gene: habp2
Product: hyaluronan binding protein 2
Exons: 13
Coding region: 13-1878 (621 amino acids)
Biological process (GO): proteolysis
Molecular function (GO): calcium ion binding; serine-type endopeptidase activity
Source: RefSeq, a predicted model, not a curated record